Molecule: messenger RNA, 3846 nt
Organism: Camelus dromedarius (Arabian camel)
Lineage: Eukaryota; Metazoa; Chordata; Mammalia; Artiodactyla; Camelidae
Gene: FCRL4
Product: Fc receptor like 4
Exons: 12
Coding region: 107-1615 (502 amino acids)
Biological process (GO): cell surface receptor signaling pathway
Cellular component (GO): plasma membrane
Molecular function (GO): transmembrane signaling receptor activity
Source: RefSeq, a predicted model, not a curated record
AGCCAGCUAUACUCAGAGAAGCUCCUUGCUGAACUCACUCCCCAGCUCCGGGAACUGACCCACCUCCUGAGAGCUGCUCCUCUUCAGGAUCCCAGAACAGGCUUCCAUGAUACUGUGGGCAUCCUUGCUGGUCCUCGCAGCUCCAGUGAGCGGACCACUUGUUCCUAUAUCCAAGUCCGUGAUUUCCCUUCAGCCUCCAUGGACCCCUGUCUUCCGUGGAGAGAUAGUGAAUCUGACAUGCAAUGGAUUUCACCUCUACGCACCAGAGAAAGUAGAGUGGUACCAUGUGUCCUCCAGGAGAAGAAAUUCAAGUGAAACCAUGGGAAACAUCCUUGAGGUUCGUGAUUCUGGAGAGUACAGAUGCCGGGCACCUGGCUCAUUCCUGAGCAACCCCGUGCAGUUAAUCUUUCAUCCAGGGUACUUCAUCCUCCAGGCCCCAUAUUCUGUGUUUGAAGGUGACGAGUUAGUCUUGAGAUGCCAGAAAAGGGGAAAAGAGAAAAUGACUGCUGUGAGAUACAUUUGGAAUGGAAAAGUUAUUUCUAAUUCUAGUAAAAGCACAGAUAUUUUGAUACCACAAGCAAGUUUAAAUAACAGUGGCUGUUACCAAUGCAUUGGAUCCUUGGAAAACGCUUAUGUAUUAAAAUCAAAUCUCAGAUACAUUCAAAUUCAAGAACUGUUUUCACGUCCAAAGGUGAAAAUCACAGACUCUCAGCCUACAGAAGGGAAUUCGGUAAACCUGAGCUGUGAAACACAGCUUCCUCUAGAGCGACCGGACACUCGGCUUCACUUUGUCUUCUUUAGAGACAAUGGGGUCCUCCUCUCAAACUGGAGCAGGUCCCCGGAACUCCAGAUCGCAGCCAUCUGGAAAGAGGACUCAGGGUCCUACUGGUGUCGUGCUGAGACGGUGACCAGCAGUGUCCACAAACACAGCCUCCCGCUCGAGAUCCAUGUGCAGAGGAUCCCAGUGUCUGGCGUGCUCCUGGAGAUCCAGCCCCAGGGGGACCUGGUGGUUGAAGGGGAGACGCUGGUCCUUGUCUGCUCUGUGGCUGAAGGCACAGGGAACAUCACGUUCUCCUGGCACAGAGAGGAUAUGGAGGAGAGUCUGGGAAAGAAGAGUCAGCGUUCCCAGAGAGCAGAGCUGGAGAUCCCUGACAUCAGGGAGAGCCAAGCAGGGAGCUACUACUGCGCAGCUGACAACAGCUACGGCCUCAUCCAGAGUGAGGCAGUGAACGUCACUGUGAGAAGCGUGCCCGGAAACAGAGGAGGCCUUGUUGCUGCCAGAGCCACUGGGGGAACACUCAGCACGCUUCUCCUGGCUGUGGCCCUGCUCUUUUACUGCUGGCACCGGAGGAAACCAGGGACUUCCUCGGGUCAAAGCCUGAACCCACCACCCUGUGCUCCAACGGUCCUGCUCUCCACAGGAGAUGGUUUUCUGGGAGACACAACCAGAAGCCCUGCCAGCCCAGGCCCCAGAGAGCACCCCCAUCCUGUGUGCCCCGCCCCAGUGGGGCUCCAGCUGUUGUACGACAAUGUGCACCUCAAAGAAAGAAACUUGGUAUAUUCUGAGAUCCAGAUUGUUCAGCCGGGAGAAGAAGGAGCAGGUACUGGGGAUUGAAACCAAGACCUCAUGCAUGCUAAGCACGUGCUCUACCACUGAGCUAUUACCCCCCACCCCCACCCCCACUGUCUCUUUAAACUUUAUUCUGCAGGAGAUCUUUCUGGGCACUUAUGAUGAAAAUUCUGGUAGCCAAAGGCUUUUCAACAUACUCUGCUUUCUCUUAGGUAAUAGACAGUAGCUGGAUAGGUGGAUGCCUUAUGUCACAAUCUCAAUUUAGUAACUAGAAUACCUAGUUUGAAGAUGUUAAUUAAAACUUUCCCCUCGACUACUCCAGGCAAAUUUCAGAAUGGAAGCUGGCAAUGGUAGGGAUGAAAGGGAGAAAGGGAGGACAGGGUACAACUGGCUUCUUCUCUCUUUCUUUGAUUGGCUGUUUCUAACUAGCCUGGAGGUUUCUAGGGAAAGGAGUUACUCCACCUGGUAUCUUAGAAGCUGGCUCCGCCUCCCUGGGAUGGCAGGUGCUUAAGCGGGCACUCUCCCCUGUGAGGGCCAUGUAUGGUCUCUCGAGGUUUCCCGCUGGAUCCCUCCUUUCUAAAGCUCCUUUGGCACAGCUGACACAUUUCUAAUUCCAGGAGUUGUGACUCCGUCAGUGGCCUCACCUCCAGUCAGUCACACUCAGCUUCCUGCUGCUACAGUCCCUUGGAACCUGUAGACCCUACUGAACAGGACCCAAGACGACCACACUCCUGCUUGUUCUGUCUCCCACAUGGACCACAUCUGUCCUUGGGAACGGAAAUAGAGCUCCUCCCCAGUAUCUUUGUGCCUAGUAGAAACUUCAAUUGUAACCUGAUCCUGAACUUGUUUUACAAACGAGGUGAAGGGCUUUUACGAGGUCACAAAGCUAGUAAGAGGCUUGCUGCUUACAGUGCCGGCUGCUGUAUUUGACUAACGCGUAUCAUCUGAACACCUGCUUUGUCUGUCACUUUGACUUCUCAGCCACCCCCACUCGUCAGGACCUUCUGAAUGAUGGAAUUAGAACUGUCACCAGCUUGCUUGGGCUAACUGGGUGCUUCUCAUGGAGUCACCUUGAUCAGCUGCUGCUCUUCACACUCUGCCCUUGACAUAUUCGUCAAAACACCACCGAAGCCGAGCACUCAGUUGGUGGACUAGUUACAUUUUAGGCUCUUUAUGUACUGAUGAUCUGUAGCAAGAUUUCUUCACCGGUGCCUCAAAGUUUGCAUAAAGCCCCUGAAAUUGUAUGCAAAGUUCUAUGCAUAUGACCAUUGUUUUGGGGGAGAGGGUACAUAGCUUCUAUCAGGUCAUUUAAAAGAUCUGUAACCCCAAAAGAUCUACGGUAAAAAUGUGGUGAAAAAGAGAGAAAUCUUGAGUGUACCAGGAUGUAUCUUUUUCUUUUCCCCAGGCUCUAUCUCUCAAUAAAAUUUCUAUAUAGCCCUUGUUAUUUUACCUCCUUCUCUGAAAUUUUUAAUUUCUAAUACAUCGUAUGGGAUAAAUCAUGCCUGCUUAACUUAUCUCUCCUGUGGCUCCAUCUCUCCAUCUCUAAGAAACUAAAGCAAUAAAAUCAAGAGCUAGAACUUGCUAACGCAGGGGAGUUUCCCUCACAGGGCAUACGUGUGAAGAGCUCUAGUGGGAACAUGCAGAACAACUGAGAGCUGGACUUUGAAUCUGGGGAGAGAUGGAGGAGGUGCUAUACGCUAAGAGAGGCAAGAAUUGAAACUAAGAGAGAAUUUAUUUCUUAACAUCUGGUAAAGGAAGAGAGUGGAGUUUCUUGGUGUCGUAUUGAGGGGAGGACUUUAUAGAUCAAUGGAGCUUGAAAGGAACGUCCAGAGGGCUGGGUUAAGAAAUUGUAAAACAAAAUUACAUGUAUUGUUAGACACGUUGGGGCAGGGUGGAAAAAAACAUGAUAAUCAAUGGAAAAGGCCCAGUGGCUCUCAGACCCUGGGGAAUAAGCUAGAAGACUGGGUUCUGACUGGAUCCAAAUGCUCAUAGUUUAGCGGUUUCCUUUUCUUCCACAGCCAGUACCUCCAGAACAUCUGUAGAGAACGAGGUGAGUUUAAUUUCCUGACUAUUUUCUCCCCGACUAAUACGUAUAGCCCCAUACUCCCUCACUUUCCAGAUCUUCUUCUAUCUUUUUCCCACCCCAGCAUGCCUCAACUGUUUACUCUGUGGUGAAGACACAGCUCUGGGAUGAUUCAGCUGGAAAUGUCAGCUCUGAAGAUGAAGAUGCCAUGGAAGGUUAUGCGGGUGUCCCACUCGUGUGCCUUGUCCCUGAC